AUGAAUAUUCUUUAUCAACGCAUCUACAAUUAGUUCUCAAUAAUAGCACCUUCAAAUUUAACUUAGCAAUUGGAAUCAAUAUAAAUAGAUAAAGAAUACAUAACUAAUAUAAUUGUCAUUGUAGGAACACAUGAAUGUAAAAAGAAAACACAUCAUUUAAGAAUAAAUGAUUAAAUGCUUCUGAAAAUCGAGAAAGAUUCUACAAAACCUCCAAUUACAGAUUUAUCAUUCUAUUAUUUAGAUAUACAUGAAUAAAAGUUAAAAUUGAAUAAUGAUCUUAAUAUAUGUACUAUCCAAGAAGAUGAUUCUAAAUGGCAUUAUUAAAAUGGAAAUUUAGAUUUUACUUAUGAUCUCUCUAAAGUUUUUGGCUAUUAAUCUAAUCAUAAGACUGCUUUAAUACUCUGUUAUAAAACUGAUCCAAUGUAAGAUCCUUGGAGUGAUUUAAUAUUAAUAUAGAAGAAUCAAGUAUCUCCAGAAGGAUUUUAUAAAUUACCCUAAUCAAUAUAGAAUAAUUAUUUAGCCUAUUCAUUGGCUAAUACAUAUCACUCAGUCAAAUAUUAAUAUGAAAUAACAGAUUCAUAUCCUUAAAAUAAUGAUAAACCAGAGGUGGCAAUGUUUUGUUUUCCAAAUGGCAUAUCCCUUUAUAGAAAUAACUAAUUUCCUAAAUAUAAUCAUUAUAUUCUGACUUCAGAAACUGGAGAACGUACUUAUUGUACUGCAUUAAUAUUUUGUGAAUAAAAUUUGUAAGGAUUUCAUGAAAUGGCUAUUGUGUUAUCAUCCCAUUAUUGUUAUUCAGAAUAAUCAUUGGAAUUGCUUAAAAAUUUAUAUUAAAUUUAUAUAGCUAAAAAUGUUUUGCCUUUAGAAAGGUAUAUUUGUAAUAUAGUUGAUGAAAUUGUUCUUCCCCAAGAUCCAACUGAAACUUAUAUUUAUAAUGGAUCUAAAUAGAUAUUCUUCUAUUAAUCAAAUUGUUUUCCAUUGUGUUCAAAUUAAGCUUUUUAAUGUCUAUUUGCAAUGUUAAAUAAAAAAAAUAUUGUGUUGUUGUAUUUUGCAUUACUUUAUGAAAAGAAAAUUCAGCUUAUAAGUUCCAAACCUGUAAUUAGUUCAUUGGUAAUUGAGGCUUUAUUGACUCUUUUAUAUCCAUUUGAAUUUACACAUAUUUUGAUUUCAAGUUUACCUGAAGAUUUAGAGUAAUAUCUUGAAGCACCACUACCUUACUUAAUUGGAAUUAAUAAAAAAUAAGCUGAAAAAUAUCCAGAUGCUAUUUAAGUAUUUUUGGAUUCAAAUAAUAUUAAACAAAGUUAACCAAUAGAUGUUCCUGAAGAUAUUUUUGAUAAAUUUGUAUUAAAAUUAAAGGAAUUUGAUAAAUAUUACAAUCCAUAAUUGAUUGAUACAAUUGGUGAUGCAUUUCCUAUGCCUAGAGAAGAUGAUAUAGAAAUGAUUGAUCAAUAUUAAGUAAGAGAAGUAUUUUUAAGAUUCAAUAUUUUCUUAUUAAAUGAUUAUAAGAAAUAUAUUGAUAAAUAAAAUUUUAAGGAAAAGUUGUUUAUUAAAAGUAAAUAAAGAAUCAAAAAUUUUUUGGAACCUUUUAUGGAGACAAGAUUAUUUAAUUUCUUUAUUCAAGAGAGAAUGUAACUCUCAUAAAAUGAUAGUUAAUUAGAAUAUUUUGAUGAUUGUCUUAAGAAUCCAAAGGGAGAUCAUUUUACACUUCCAGUAUAAAUAUUUAAAGAUUAUUUACAACCAAAUGAUGAAGGUUUUAAAAAAGAAAAACAUUUUUAAUAUUGUACAUUUCCACUUAAAUUAAAUGACUAGUUUUUUUCAAAACCAAGAUUAGAAUUUUUAAAACAUGAGAAUCCAUUUUCUGUUCAUCUGUUUCCUAAAACAUAAAUUGAUAUAUUAAGGUUUGAAUUGUCUCACAUUUAUAAAUAAUGGUUUAGAUGUUUAGUUUAUAAGAUAGAAGAAGGUAUAAUAGAACUUAUGGAUUUAGUUAAAUAUAGUAUUCAUCUCUUAAAAGAAAUGAAAUAAAAUAAUUUGUAUAUUGAUUCAGAUAUCUUUAAAAAUGCUAUGAUUGCAUGUGCUCAUUAUAAAAUGAAUGAUUUAGCAUUAUAAUUUAUAUAAUAAAUGAGAGAAUUAGGUUAUUAGAAACAGAUUUAAAUUUAUUAAUAUUAUUUUUAGACUCAAUAAAAUAAUAAAAAAUAAAAAAAUAUUAAAAAAAAUACUUAAUAAACUGGUAAUUUAAGUAGUGGAUCUUUGAGUAAUAGAUAAGCAGAAUAUAAAUUUUAUUUAGAUGCCAAAUGUCCAAGAUGUGGUAGACGAUAUGUAAUAGAAGAUAUCUUGGCAUCUUUUGUAAAAGAUCAUUUAGAAUGUAAAUCUAAUGGUACAUUGGGAUGUAAUAAUACGUUUGAUGCUUAAUUAUAUUUCAAUGAUGAAGUUCAUUAUCUAAAAAAACCAUCAAAAGUAGAAAAAAGUAAUAAAGUAAAUAAUAUGUUUUACUUUUAUUUGAUUGGAUUACCAUAUAAAUUUAUAAAGAAUUAAUCAGAUGAUGAUAUUGUAUAUAGUUCAAAGAAGAUACCAAUUUAUAUAGAUUAUGGAGAUUUUUAUACUGAUGAAAAUGAUGAUUGCAAUGUUAAUUAUAUAUAGAAGGUUGUUCAUGAAGUAUUUGGUAUGUUUUUGGAAAGAAUGAAAGAUAUUAUUUCUAAAUAGGAACUACCAAAAGGGAAACAUCAAAGAAGAGUAUCUGACUUAUCAGAUUGA
Molecule: messenger RNA, 2748 nt
Organism: Paramecium pentaurelia
Lineage: Eukaryota; Ciliophora; Oligohymenophorea; Peniculida; Parameciidae
Source: the annotation of a GenBank genome assembly